Messenger RNA from Callithrix jacchus (white-tufted-ear marmoset), 2974 nucleotides. It is a transcript of the gene SH3GL2, whose product is annotated as SH3 domain containing GRB2 like 2, endophilin A1. The record is from RefSeq and is a predicted model, not a curated record. Gene Ontology annotation, cellular component: presynapse; cytoplasm; glutamatergic synapse. Gene Ontology annotation, molecular function: protein binding. Gene Ontology annotation, biological process: synaptic vesicle uncoating. Lineage: Eukaryota; Metazoa; Chordata; Mammalia; Primates; Cebidae.
AGGCUGCGGCUGCAGAGAGGCCAGGCUCAAAGGGCAGGAGGGCCGUCUGCAGGCAGCGCCGCCGCGGCUACCUGGAAGCCCAGCAAGUCCCCUGAGUCCUGCGGGUGCCUGGGCUAACAAUCUGCAGCGACCUGUCUGCAGCCCGCGGGGGCACGAACACCAGCCCCGGGACAGGAGGACGUCCUCGGCCCACUGACCAGGGAUACGCCCGCGGGUGCCACUGAGCCACAGCCCCGCAGCGGGCGCCCGCGCCCAGGUACCGCGCGCCACGGCACCUGCCCGGGCGUCCCUGCGCUUGGGGCGGGGCUUCCCGCGUCCCCUUUAAGAGGCCGCAUCACCCGCCCUUGACGUCAGAGUGUCUCUCCGCAUGAGCCCGUGCCCCGCUCGGCUCCGCGCCCUCGCGCCCACAGCCCCGGCGGCGGCACGACCAGCGGCGGCCAGGAGAGCGCGCCGCCCCGCUCGGCCCUCCGGUCCCACUCCGCCGCCGCUUCCCGCCAGCACCGCAGCCGCUCGCGCGGCCUCCCGCACCAUGUCGGUGGCCGGGCUCAAGAAGCAGUUCCACAAAGCCACUCAGAAAGUGAGUGAGAAGGUUGGAGGAGCUGAAGGAACAAAGCUAGAUGACGACUUCAAAGAGAUGGAAAGGAAAGUGGAUGUCACCAGCAGGGCUGUGAUGGAAAUAAUGACUAAAACAAUUGAAUACCUUCAACCCAAUCCAGCUUCCAGAGCUAAGCUCAGCAUGAUCAACACCAUGUCAAAAAUUCGUGGCCAGGAGAAGGGGCCUGGCUAUCCUCAGGCGGAGGCACUGCUGGCAGAGGCCAUGCUCAAAUUUGGAAGAGAGCUUGGAGAUGAUUGCAACUUUGGCCCAGCGCUUGGUGAGGUGGGGGAGGCCAUGCGGGAACUCUCGGAGGUCAAAGACUCUUUGGACAUAGAAGUGAAGCAGAACUUCAUUGACCCUCUUCAGAAUCUUCAUGACAAAGAUCUUAGGGAAAUUCAACAUCAUCUAAAGAAGUUGGAGGGUCGACGCCUGGAUUUUGAUUAUAAGAAGAAACGACAAGGCAAGAUUCCGGAUGAAGAGCUUCGUCAAGCUCUAGAGAAGUUUGAUGAGUCUAAGGAAAUUGCUGAGUCAAGCAUGUUCAAUCUCUUGGAGAUGGAUAUUGAACAAGUGAGCCAGCUCUCUGCACUUGUGCAAGCUCAGCUGGAAUACCACAAGCAGGCAGUCCAGAUCCUGCAGCAAGUCACGGUCAGACUGGAAGAAAGAAUAAGACAGGCUUCAUCUCAGCCUAGAAGGGAAUAUCAACCUAAACCACGAAUGAGCCUGGAGUUUCCAACUGGAGACAGUACUCAGCCCAACGGGGGUCUCUCCCACACAGGCACGCCCAAACCUUCAGGUGUCCAAAUGGAUCAGCCCUGCUGCCGAGCUCUGUACGACUUUGAACCUGAAAAUGAAGGGGAGUUGGGAUUUAAAGAGGGCGAUAUCAUCACACUCACUAACCAAAUUGAUGAGAACUGGUAUGAGGGGAUGCUGCAUGGCCAUUCAGGCUUCUUCCCCAUCAAUUAUGUGGAAAUUCUGGUUGCCCUGCCCCAUUAGGAUGUUAUGCUGGCUGGCUCACCUCCUCUUGACCCAGAUAGUUACGGUUAACCACUGCUUUGGUAAUGCUGCUUAUAACACAUCCCAAGUGCAGGCCGCAGUGGUCCACGUCAUCCAGCCCCACCAAGUGUCUUUGGUUGACUUGUGGGCUCCCACAGGAGUCAUGGUGAUGGAUGAUAUCCUCUUAGCCUGUGGGCAUGGCAUGUGCUUUUUAAACAACAUCUGAGACCAGCCAGUAGUCACAGAACUGCUGUUUACACAGUUCUCAGGAGGCUGUGGUUUCUUAGAAUAUGACUGUGAGCCACAUCACAGAAAAACCAUCCCACUGAAGAUAUUGUCUAUCACCCAGGGGCCAUCUGAAGGUCUCUUUGCAUUUCUCCAUGCAAAGAGGAGAAAGCGUUUGCUUUCACAGUGUCCCUUCCCAAAUACGUGAGUCAUGGAAUUGUCAAAGAAAGCCAUCCCUCACCAGCAAAUUGUUUCCUGAUCUGAAUGAAUUUGUCUCUUAAUGCAUCCAUAGAAAAGUGUUUCAAAGCAUUCUGUGCAAACAGGCAUCUCAGUUCUUAUUCACACUUAUGGCUAUUUCUGAGGUAUAGCCAGUUUUCUUCCCUCCUUGCUAUUAAAGCCAGAGAGGUAAUUCUAAAUUAUUUUUCAGUAAGAUAGUUAACAAUCAACAUUAUUAUGAGAGGGGCUAAAAAGAGGAAAUUCUCCUUUGUGAGAAGUUGGGAAGAAAUCUGGUAUCUGAGCUUAAAUUUCUUGCUGUACAGAAACUAUGUAUGCAUUUAGACUAUUUAUGAAGGACACAGGGAAGGGGUAAGAAAUAUUUUCACUUCUGUUUUAUUUAUGAAUUACAUGUUUCAUGAAUCCAUUUGACACAGAGACACAAGGAGAAAAACACUAGUAACCAUUUUUCCACUAGUCCAUAGACUGAGAAACAGUAAAUUCCUUUUCUUUCCACUGUUACCUUGUGUUCUUUGAACAUCAUUUGUGCAUAUUCUGCCCUCAAUGAGGACCAAAUAAAGAUGAUUUUUGUGCUUAGCAGUUUAAGAUAUGUGACUGCAUAUGCAAAACUCUUUCCCAAUUCAGUUGCUACUUUUACUUCUGCCCCUUCUAUCCAUCUUCUUCAUUUUGUGUGUACAGUGCUGUGUGUAUGCUUCUCAGUGUUUUUGUUUUUUUAUCUGUAUCAGUCAUGAAAGUCCUGUUAUGUUUCCAGAGUUCUAUUUAUCUAGCUGUACAGACUCUUUCAGAGGUUUAAUGUGCUGCUUCCGAUGUGCCACCUGCAGUAGUGGAUCAUGUGGAGUGAAAGGCAAAUCUUACUGCUUACUGUAUAAACUCUCGCCAUGGGAAGCGUCGCUGUUUCCAAUAAAUAUUGCUGAAGACAGAACCAAA